AUGCGUCCGACCGCGGUGCACUCCUCUGCGCCCUCCUCGCUGGAGCGCGCCCGGCCACCCUGCAACGCCGGAACGGAAAGGGCCGGGAGAGUGGGGUGGAGCGAGCCGCCCCGACGGCUCCCGCACGUGCUCGGCGCCUGGCCCGGCGCCGCCCCCUCGACGCCCGUCCUGCGCUUCGGUUGCGCCGCGGGCGCGCUGCCGUUCCCGGCCGUCUACCUGGCGGAGCCGCCGCCGCCCGCGCUCCUCUCGCCGGCGCCGCGCGCCUGCGCCCGCCCGGGCUGCACGAGGCCAGGACUGGAGGUGUCCCACUGCGCCGGUGCCACUCCCCUGGGGGGCCCCUUCGCGUGGCGGUCUGGGGGCCCCUGCAAGAUGAAGCGCGUCCGCACCGUCUUUACCCCGGAUCAGCUGGAGCGCCUGGAGAAGGAGUUCCUCAAGCAGCAGUACAUGGUGGGCACCGAGCGCGUGGACCUGGCCGCCACCCUGCACCUCACAGAGACCCAGGUGAAAGUCUGGUUCCAAAACCGGCGCAUCAAGUGGCGGAAGCAGAGCCUGGAGCACAAGGCGGCAAAGCUCUCGCAGCUGGGGGUGAGGCCCGCGACACCCCCCCGGCGAUCGGAAGGGCAGGACAGUGACGAGGACGACGAGGACAUCGAGGUCUAG
This is a messenger RNA of Varanus komodoensis (Komodo dragon), 660 nucleotides long. Its product is annotated as homeobox protein notochord-like. The record is from RefSeq and is a predicted model, not a curated record. Gene Ontology annotation, biological process: regulation of DNA-templated transcription; central nervous system development; neuron differentiation. The transcript is spliced from 4 exons. NCBI's taxonomy places the organism in Eukaryota, Metazoa, Chordata, Lepidosauria, Squamata, Varanidae. The coding region runs from base 1 to 660 and encodes 219 amino acids. Gene Ontology annotation, molecular function: DNA binding; DNA-binding transcription factor activity, RNA polymerase II-specific.